AUGCUGCUCGUACCCCUUAUAGCAACCCUCGUUUCCCCAAUCCUCGUGCACUCUACGGUGCUUGAACCAGUCGACAUGCAGCUGGACGCGGUGCACACGGUCGACCGUCGCAUCGCCAGCGCCGUCACCGCCGUCAGCAAUGCCGGCAGCGCCUGGCUGAGACUGGCACACGCCGUCACCUUUGUUCCAACUGCCAACUGGACCCUCGAGGCAGCCCUUGACCACUAUGCUAACACGCUGGCACCCAUUGGCGAGAAGGACAUGGUCGACGCUGUUGCCCGGUGGUCGGCCGGCGCUGGCGCCGGCAGCGACCGCUCCAGUGACGCCGGCGCCUGGACCUGGUUGACAGCCCCGAUAGACGCAGCAACCGUGUCGUUGAUCAGACUGCAGAGCUGGCACCUGCGCAAACUCGUGGUGGACUCCCCAGAGGCUACCUCCGAGACCCGCCUGCAAGCGGCCAGCAGCGCCCUAUUGGUCGAGCAGGCCCUGCGUGCGCGCCGGACCGUCGUGCACAUGCUGACAUCCCGUUGCGCCAACUCCAACGCCGAUGGUGGAGCUGCCAUAAGCCCCCGCCGCAAGCCCACCCCAGACGAGUACCUUCUGUACUUGCGCAAGUUCGCUUUCUUCAUGGCACAGGCCACGAUCAUCGGGGCCUUCUGCAUGGCCGCCGGCAUGUUCUCCUGCUACUUCAUGUUUGCCAUCCUGCUCCCAGCAUCGACAGCCAUCUGGAUCUCUGUCAUCCUCCAGUUCCGUCGAGGAAUGGCGCUCCCAUGA
Messenger RNA from Tetrapisispora phaffii CBS 4417, 774 nucleotides. RefSeq lists its product as uncharacterized. The record is from RefSeq and is a predicted model, not a curated record. The coding region runs from base 1 to 774 and encodes 257 amino acids. The transcript has a single exon. NCBI's taxonomy places the organism in Eukaryota, Fungi, Ascomycota, Saccharomycetes, Saccharomycetales, Saccharomycetaceae.